AUGGCAAACCGAGGAUACGAUGUGGUAGUUGAUGUGGAUGCCGAGGGAGAUCUCGGCCAUACCGACCUGCAAGAAGACCUUGAAUUCCACUCGUCCAACUUUGAGACCCAACCCUCGACCCGUGGCAAGCUUCCUUCAGGCAACAACUCGUUCCUUCCCACCAGCAACAGCAACUCAGGUGGAAAUAGCAAACACUAUCUCUGGAGCAUCUCCUUUUACGCCCAAUUCUUCGAUGUCGACACUUCUGAAGUCGCUCGCCGCUGCCGUGCUGCUAUCUUCCCUCUCUCAAACUUCCUCGAUGUCCUAGAUGGAAACCCCGAUCUUUACGGCCCCUUUUGGAUCGCUACCACCGUAGUCGUUAUCCUCUUCCUGACAGGCACAAUCUCGCAAUAUCUGGCAAAAGAGGGAAAGAAACACUUUAUCUACGAUUUCACUCUGCUCUCUGGCGCUGCGGGUCUGAUUUAUGGAUACACUUUCAUCAUUCCCAUUGCGCUUUGGGGUGCCCUGAAGUGGUUUAAAGCAGAGUCUGCCAAUUUGCUUGAGUGUGUCUGUCUGUAUGGCUAUGCCAACUUGAUCUGGAUCCCCGUCGCUCUGAUUUCUUGGUCACCAAUUUCAAUCUUGAACUGGGUCUUUGUCGCUAUCGGACUUGCCGCCUCAGUCGUCUUCCUGGUUAGAAAUUUGUAUCCUGUGCUGAGCGCCACCGAUGUCAAGACGAGCAAGAUCUUGUUGGUUGUCGUUGUGGCUUUGCACUUUGGUCUCGCCCUUGCCAUCAAAAUUUUGUUCUUUGCGUAA
Molecule: messenger RNA, 792 nt
Organism: Aureobasidium melanogenum CBS 110374
Lineage: Eukaryota; Fungi; Ascomycota; Dothideomycetes; Dothideales; Saccotheciaceae
Product: Yip1-domain-containing protein
Exons: 3
Coding region: 1-792 (263 amino acids)
Biological process (GO): vesicle-mediated transport
Cellular component (GO): Golgi apparatus; membrane
Molecular function (GO): small GTPase binding
Source: RefSeq, a predicted model, not a curated record